UAAGGUAUCAUAUAUACCUUGUAUACUUUGAUAUCUAAAACGUCUGGAUAAACAGAUGUUUAUAGGUGAACUGGGUUUGGUUCUUCUCUUCGCCCGCAUCUCAGAUCAAAUUACCAGAAGUUAUUUUUAUCGGCCACGUCUUCUUCUCACACAGAACUCACUUCAGCUAAAUCUGAUAAAUAGACUCCAUCUUGGAUUUUCGAGAACUGGGGAGAAAAGUUAAGACGGAGUAAUUUUGCUCAAGAAUUGACGGGAAUUGGAAUUGAAAAUGAGGAGUUUAUUUUUAGUAUGUGCCUUGGCACUUGUGUUCGUCGGAGCCGCCAGAAAGAACCCCAGAUGCAAGGAAUGUAAAAAAGCUUUAUGUCCAAAACUUUCUCGAUCUGAAUGUCUAACAGGAAUAGUUAAAGAUGGGUGUGACUGCUGUGAUGUUUGUGCUCGCAUGGAAAGUCAAACUUGUGAUUUACCAGAACAGCCCUUUGAAAAUGGAAAAUGUGGAGAUGGCUUAAGCUGUGAAGAAACAGAAUUUGGUCAAGUUUGUGUCUGUGAACAUGACCAGAUAAUCUGUGGGACCAACAAUAUUACCUACAACAACAUGUGCGGUUUAAUGGCGGAUGCUGUCAGAUCAGGACAAACUGGAGAUAUCACCGUCUCUUUUGUUGGACCAUGUGAACCAGGAGCAAAAAUCGUCACCCAUCCCGUCUACACUAAGAACUUCACCAGUGGAACUGUUAUCUUGUCCUGUGAAGCUGUUGGUAACCCUACACCUCAUAUCGCAUGGCUGUACACCCGAGCUGAUGGUGAAACCUUCAGUAUGCCAGGUGAUGAUGAGUUUACUUUAACUGCUGCUCGAGGUGGACCAGGUAGAUAUCAGGUAACAGGUUGGUUACAGAUUGAAGGUUUGAGAAAACGUCAUGAAGGUGAUUACACCUGUGUUGUACAGAAUAAACAUAACAAAGAUAUGUCGAAAGCCAGAGUUAAAGUUGUUGAGAGAACCAAAUAAGUAAUCCAGUAAAUUAGAUGACACCGAGUAACAAUGAUAUCCAGCAUCUCUCGAAUCGUGAUAUUUUUGUAUUAACAUAAGCCUUAAUCGAAUUGUCUCUAUAUUAUUCAGUAUUAUUAAUUAAUGUUAAAGGGCUCAACUCAAUAUAUUGAUACUCAUAUAAGGUAGUAUCAAACCCGAAUGAUUCACAUUUCUAUGUGUAAUCGAACAAAUUUCAAAUGGUGCUAUUUGUAUAAUAAUGAUACUGUAAUCAAUCACUGUGGAUGUAUAUUAUAAUUUUUGUUGUGUGUUAUAGAAAAAGAAUGGCGGCGCUUGGAAUAGCGUUCUUGGCAAAUACGUAAAAUGUAGUACUUACCGUUAUAAAAGACAAAUUUACACAUUAUAUCUAAACAUGGCCAUUUAUCCCGUGUCCCUUUUGGGCUGUAACAUGCUCCCCACUACCAUUCUGCAGAAUACAAUCUCCACAACACCUUCGCCAAGGAGCUUAUCCUCGAUCUUUAAUAAAUGAAAAGAAAUAUUUUUGUCAAGAAGGUUAUACCAAGUACUGUAUCUCUUUUAUCUUAGACUGCCAUAUCACUGCCAACAUAUUUUAUGCUUGAAUUGCUUGUAUUCUGGUGUUUUUCUCUCAUGAACGUGCCUUUUAACUUUGAAACGUCCAUUUUGGUCACAAAUCUUGCCAGGGAUGUAUGAUAAUGAUAUUGUCUAUGUACUAUUUUAUUGCAUGCUAUUUGUCAUUAUGUUUAAUGCGUUAUAUUGUCGUAUUUUUAAUUGUCAUUUACUUUAAUAAAAAUUUAAUAUAUUUGUGAAAAAAAUCACUUGGAUGGGUACUUGGUAAAAACUACUCGAUCUUGUUUGAAUCGAAACUAGAGAUCGCCUUUACUAACCAAGCAAACAGCUUCAGUUUGUUUUCUAUUCACAAAAAUAUUAAAUUUUUAAAUUAUUUUAUAGGUUUUAAACGUUGAUUAAUUUCUUCGUAUUUUCUCCCAAAUGUGCCAAAAUUAUGAGAAUAUAUUUGUCUCAAGGUUCGAGGUUUCAAACAACGAAAAUCAUGUCUUCCACGUGUAACAUGUAUAUUAUAUAUUUUAUCUAUAUGCCAACUAUAUAAGUAAGUAAAUAUAUGUAUUUGUAUACACACGUUAUUUGAUGAUGUAAGUAGGUGUAGAUAGAAGUUUGUAUUUUCAAUAAAUCUGUCGGUUCUUUCAA
Messenger RNA from Patella vulgata (common limpet), 2203 nucleotides. Its product is annotated as insulin-like growth factor-binding protein-related protein 1. Gene Ontology annotation, cellular component: extracellular region. Gene Ontology annotation, biological process: regulation of cell growth; regulation of signal transduction. Bases 269 to 1000 code for a protein of 243 amino acids. The transcript is spliced from 5 exons. NCBI's taxonomy places the organism in Eukaryota, Metazoa, Mollusca, Gastropoda, Patellidae. The record is from RefSeq and is a predicted model, not a curated record. Gene Ontology annotation, molecular function: insulin-like growth factor binding.